AUGAAUAAAUCAAGCAGUUUAAAGGAAAAUUCUUCCACACCUAAGGCGGUUAAGAAAAAAUGGUCCAGAGAUACAAUCGUCACGGAGGGAGGAAUUACCCUUGACAAGCAGGAAACCGUUGUCAGUAGGGCUAGCAACAAUCUGGAGAGGGACGCAUCCCGUGAUGUCGGUUAUGGAAAUUCAGUUAAGUUCCUUUUAGAAGAUGGACAAACUUACGGGACGACCUCAGGACUAGAUAACGCAACGAGCUCGAAAAAUUACGCUUACUCUUGCGACAACUCUUUUGUGAAUGCUUCAUCUGGGGAUAACUUUUCUUAUGCUGCUGAUAGGAGCGCAAAUGGUCAGCAGAGUCCGUUCCCGUUUCAUGCAAAAUUGAAUAGCCAGAGCAAUUGCGGUAGCGGUAACUUUGGCGGUAGCGGUAACUUUGGCGGUAGCGGAAGCGGAAGGGGAAGCUAUGUUGCAAGUCGCAGCUAUGGUGGGAGCGGCAACUUUGGCAGCGGCUGCAACAGUAGGAUCGCCUACAAUGCAGAGAAUGACAUCACAAAUUUAGAAAAUUACGACUACCUAGAUGUUGAAACGGCCCCGAACAACCAUCAGAACGAGAACAAUUUCCCACCGCAGGAUACCUAUUCUGGAACAAACAGACAGUUGUAUUCUGCAUCUAGCACCUUAUCUCCCAUGGACCCAAGACAUGCUAACAUGAGUCAAAAUAUUUCCUAUCCAGAUCUAUAUAGCUAUAGGAGCUAUUCGAGCAGAAGUCCUCAGAUGGGAGGAAGGACAUGUUAUUUCCCCUUGGACGGUAAGAGAGGAGCUCGUUCUUUGUGCAGUUCCCCAACUUUUUCAGGCUACGAGAAUGAGUAUUAUGCCUACCCCCAUGGAGCUAAUUUUAGAGACUUCCCCCCACAUCUGUACUACUUGGCGAAGAAGGAAGAUGAAGAAAGGUGUUGUCUAAAAAAAGGAAUCAACUGUCCCCUAUCUGGCUGCAACCCACACAUGGAUGACUCAUAUGAGUACAUAAUUCAGGCACCAGAAAUGCCAAUCACCAUUAAAGGUGCAAAGAGAAAAAGGUUCGAUAUGUUCAAAAAGAUCACCUUAACUGUGGGGACCUACUUAGACGACGUGGUAAAUGUAGUGAUAGGCAUGGUAGAGUCCUCCUACAAAUGUAUAGCGCGGAACAAUAAAACGAAUUUGUACGAUUUGUACCCAUUUUAUAAUCCAGAUCCCUUUUACUCGAGAAAUGAGAGGCCAACAUUAAAAACGGGAAGCAAUUUAUUGGACAGAAUAAACUCUGCCCUAGAUGGAACGACGCUGGAGAAGCACAAAACCCUGCCGAGAGACUUUGGGAGAGUUACCAUUCCGAAGACGCAGAAGACUGGGAGCAAGUUCGUCGACGGGAUGAAUAACAUGCUGGACAAUUUGCUGAACGAGCCUUUGUCUUACCAAAAGUAUGACUACUUCAGUGAUCGGUGUGAGAACGGGCCCGGGGAACGGCGCUACGGGAUGGAGAAGUAA
Messenger RNA from Plasmodium inui San Antonio 1, 1512 nucleotides. RefSeq lists its product as hypothetical. The transcript has a single exon. Lineage: Eukaryota; Apicomplexa; Aconoidasida; Haemosporida; Plasmodiidae. Bases 1 to 1512 code for a protein of 503 amino acids. The record is from RefSeq and is a predicted model, not a curated record.